Messenger RNA from Branchiostoma belcheri (Belcher's lancelet), 1953 nucleotides. RefSeq names its product mitochondrial coenzyme A transporter SLC25A42-like. NCBI's taxonomy places the organism in Eukaryota, Metazoa, Chordata, Leptocardii, Amphioxiformes, Branchiostomatidae. The coding region runs from base 229 to 1206 and encodes 325 amino acids. Gene Ontology annotation, cellular component: mitochondrial inner membrane. The record is from RefSeq and is a predicted model, not a curated record. Gene Ontology annotation, biological process: transmembrane transport. The transcript has 8 exons.
GGUUGUAGGGGAGUCACAUGUUCAACCAGAGGUCGUGACUUGUGUGGAUGAGUGAAGGGGAGUUCCCGAACAGAUCUGUCGUUUUGUCGUCUAAAAUGCCCCCGAAACUGCGGAAUUUCUGACAAUUUCUGAUCUUUGGAGAAUUCUUGAUGUGUUUUUGAACUUAUCUUAGAGUUUCGUGAACGUGAACGCGUUAAAUUCGUUCAGAUGUAGCUGAACUGCGGUGUGAUGAUUGAGCCGGCGCGGGAAUCAGGCUCGUCCGUCGCUGCGAUCCAGGACAGGACGGCAACUUUGGAGCAAGAGGAGGAAAUCAGACGGCAACAUGAGCGGAGGAAAGUGGUGGCUAACCUGGCGGCUGGAGCCAUCGCAGGAGCCAUCGCUAAGACAACAGUCGCUCCGCUAGACAGAACCAAGAUUAUGUUUCAAGUGUCUCAUAACAGAUUUUCAGCAAAAGAAGCUUACAAAGUCAUCUUUAGGACGUACAAGAAUGAAGGGUUCUUCAGUCUAUGGAGAGGAAACUCUGCCACCAUGGCCAGAGUCAUACCCUAUGCUGCAAUACAGUUUGCCUCUCAUGAGCAGUACAAGAAAAUGUUCAGGGCUUCCUACAAAAAACUAAAGUCGCCCCCACCCUACACCAGGUUCCUGGCAGGCUCCAUGGCUGGAGUGACAGCGUCUGUCUGUACCUACCCACUGGAUAUGGUCAGGGCCAGGAUGGCUGUCACUAAAAAGGCAAAAUACAGCAGUCUUCCCGACUGUUUCGCACACAUUAUCAAAGAGGAGGGUGGUUUGACCCUGUACCGUGGGUUCACCCCCACUAUCCUGGGAGUGAUCCCCUACGCAGGCACCAGCUUCUUCACUUACGAAACUCUGAAGAUUCUACUGGCAGACUUCACAGGAGGUAAGGAGCCCAACCCCAUCCAGAGACUGAUUUUCGGAAUGCUGGCGGGACUUUUCGGUCAGUCGGCUUCAUACCCUCUCGACGUGAUUCGCCGACGCAUGCAGACCGAAGGAGUGACGGGAAACCCCUGUAGUAGUAUACUAGGGACCGCGCGGAUGAUUAUCAAAGAGGAGGGCGUGAGGAGGGGGCUGUACAAGGGACUCAGCAUGAACUGGGUCAAAGGUCCCAUCGCUGUAGGCAUCAGCUUCACGACCUUUGACCUUACCCAGCGGACAUUGCACAGACUUGCCAUGUUCAAAGACACCUGAUGAAAAAAAUUUUUUCCUCCUUUUUUUUUAACAAAAAAUCGUCGGUAAAUGUUGUAUAGAUUUUCUGGGAUAAUAUUUUUGCAUGAUUGUAAGAUUCAAACCUUGGUUGCCUCUACAUAAAAUUCAUAAACAAAUGUCUACAGAAAUGAUAUAUCAAGCUUCAACUAUACGGUGGUGUCUGUUAUGCACAGUGGUGUGCACAUUCCUGUACCCUAGUAUUUAUCUAUUAGUCUAAACGUAUAGGAAUGCACAUCUAGUGAACAGAAGUUGGUCAUCAUGUAUUAUUAUACAUGUACUGUAUACUGGGGAUAACUGGUGUAUCUACAUAUCUAUUCUAUUACAGGAUAUAUGUUUGUGGUCUACUCAAAACCUUUGAAUUAGAAGGUUGAAUGUUAUGCAAUAUAUAGCAAAGGUGAAAAAGUUCCCCCCGUGUAAAAAUGGUACUACCCAGCUGUAUUCUUGGUGCUGCAUACUUGGAUCACAACAUGUCAGAAUACGGGGGGGAUUUUUUGGUUCAUAAGUGUUGGGGAUUUGAGAAUAUGUACCUCGGAAAUCACCGGCAAAAACAUAUAGUUUACUGUGACAAUGUUGGCCAGUAUAUUGUAGAAAGCCACACAUACAAAAAUGUACAUGUAUGUUGAGUGUAGCAGUUUUAUCAGUGGAUGUAAAGAUAAAGUAUAUAGAAAAUGAAUUUUGGAAUGUUGUUGAUGUAAUAUCGCAUGUUUAUUAAAAUAACAAGAUGGAAAA